This is a messenger RNA of Acipenser ruthenus (sterlet), 1716 nucleotides long. Its product is annotated as eukaryotic translation initiation factor 4E-binding protein 1-like. The record is from RefSeq and is a predicted model, not a curated record. Gene Ontology annotation, cellular component: cytoplasm. Gene Ontology annotation, molecular function: eukaryotic initiation factor 4E binding. The coding region runs from base 266 to 604 and encodes 112 amino acids. The transcript is spliced from 3 exons. Gene Ontology annotation, biological process: negative regulation of translational initiation. Lineage: Eukaryota; Metazoa; Chordata; Actinopteri; Acipenseriformes; Acipenseridae.
CAGGAAGCGGGCAGACAGACAUUUCCUUUCUAUGUAUUUUGACUCUGUGUGUGUGUGAGAGAGUGAGUGAGCGAGAGAGGGGCAGCGUGCUGGUGUUGAUAACAUAAGGGAGACCGGGUGCGUUUUGUAAAUAUUAAUUAAAAGCAAUAGUAUUGUUGUUGUUGUGGUACCCGUUUUCAGUUUGGAGCUGGGUGUGUUUUCUUUCGUUCGUGCUUCGUAGUUUCGGUAUUCUAUAACACUUGAAGAAAACAACAACAACAUCAUCAUGUCUUCUGGUUGUCAGAAAACAUUUAGCAGAGCUAUCCCGACCCGACGGGUUACUGUGGACGACGCGUCCAAGAUGCCGCAGGACUACUCCACCACGCCGGGAGGAACCCUGUUUAGUACCACCCCGGGAGGUACCCGGAUUAUUUACGAUCGUAAGUUCCUGAUGGAGUGUCGCAAUUCAGCCGUGGCCAGAACGCCACCCCGCUACCUUCCCAACAUUCCAGGGGUCACCAGCCCCAACACCGGGGAGGACAAGCCCCAAACCCCCAGCCACGAAACCAACCACGUGGACAAGACUGCUGCCGGUGACGACUCCCUGUUUGAGAUGGAUAUUUAAGAUGCACCCAGGAAGGGGAUCCGAAGGAAAGAGAGAGAAGAAGAAAGAGAAAGAGAACGAGGAGGAGGAGGAGAGGAGGACAAAUCUCUGGGGGGUUUUUAAAUGACCGCGCCCCCGUUUAGGCUUUGUAGACUGACCCGUGUUCGUUCCCCAAGUUUGUGGUUCAUUUUACUUCUACAGCUACUGAGAACAAAACUAGUGUUUUGGGUUGUGCCGGCACACGUGGAGAGGUGUUCGUUUGGCACAGAGCGGAGGCUGCAUGCUUCACUGUACAAUAACAAAGUGAGGUCACACUGGUGAGGAUGGCGUGAUGCCACGCAGGCUUGCUAUAGCAUGCCGUCCUCUCCAGUGUGAUGAGUUAGCGCAUGCUGUCACAUGCAUUGUCUUUAUGAUGCAACAUGUGGAACACAGAGGGGGAGGGGUUCUUUUUUUAUUAUAUUUUCUUUUUUGGAAGCGGAAUGUUGAUUAUGACAUCACAAUAGUAACCAAAGGCAACAUGAUAUCACGUAUGCAAAGCCCUUUCAUUUUCAGUUUUUUUUUUUUUUUUUUUAACAGGAUAAUAAUUUGUCUUGUUUAACUCGUUUCCUGAAAUUUAGACCAGUCAAGCAUGUUAAAAGGAUUGAUUUAUACCUAGAAAUAUGUGACUUGACAUUCGACAAAAGCAUUUACGCUAUCAAUACAGUUUUAGUGAGAGGCUCAGUUGUAAGCUACUUGACUUCGCUGGCCCUCACCAGCUCUGCUGGGAUCACACAGUUCUUACCAUUCACAGCUUUCACUAGUAAAUCUGUUUUAUUUUUAUGUUUUUAAUAGACAUAAUCCUGGGAAGUUUUAUUAAAAACCCAGAAACGAAGGGCCAUUCAUUAUUUUAUUUUGUAAUCUUUUGCAUAAAACAAGAACGAUUCGUCACUGUCCGGGUUAUAUAAAAUAUUGGAAAAGGAUGACAAAGAUAAAUAGUAAUUAUGCUAAUUGUUCAUCAUCUGUUGGUUAGGUCUGUUUCCCCACUUGUAUGCCUUUGGAAAUGAUGGAUUGCUGACCUCUCAGGACAUUCAAAUCUAAAGAAAUGUUUCCCUACAUGUAAUGAUGGGGGGGGGGGUUAAUAAAAAGACUACAAA